Silurus meridionalis is the source of this 1078-nucleotide messenger RNA. RefSeq names its product STING1 ER exit protein 1 (gene steep1). Lineage: Eukaryota; Metazoa; Chordata; Actinopteri; Siluriformes; Siluridae. The record is from RefSeq and is a predicted model, not a curated record.
CCUCAUCGCAGCCGUUACGUCAUCAGUGCGCGCCAGCUCAGACUGUGUUUUCCGUAGUGUAAGAGUGUGAGCUCCUGGUUCCGGUUCUGGUGUCGGUGUGUGUGAGUUUGGGGUGAAGUGAGAUGCCGAAGGUCGUGUCCCGGAGUGUGGUGUGUUCAGACACCAGGGACAGAGAGGAGUAUGAUGAUGGAGAGAAACCGCUGCACGUCUAUUAUUGUUUAUGUGGACAGAUGGUGCUGGUGCUGGACUGCCAGCUGGAAAAAUUACCCAUGAGGCCACGUGACAAGGCGCGUGUGAUUGACGCAGCCAAACACGCGCACAAGUUCUGUAACGUGGAGGAGGAUGAGAAUGUGUACCUGAAAAGGGCAGAGGGAAUUGAGCGCCAGUAUCGCAAGAAGUGCAGCAAAUGUGGUCUCCUUCUCUUUACCAGACCAACUGAAAACACUCCUGUGACAUUCAUCGUGUUUGGCGCCGUGGUGAAGUUUGGAGAGGGAUUCGGGAACACGAGUGUGUACAGUCAAAAACAGGAAACACCCAAGAAAGUCCGGGUGAUGAUGACAAAGCGCACCAAAGACAUGGGGAAGUUCAGCUCUGUUACCGUGUCGACCAUCGAUGAGGAAGAGGAGGAGAUCGAGGCGAGGGAGGUGGCUGAUUCUUAUGCAAACGCUAAAGUGAUUGAGAAGCAGCUGGAGAGAAAGGGCAUGAGCAAGAGACGACUACAGGAGCUGGCGGAAUUAGAAGCUAAGAAGGCCAAGAUGAAGGGAACUCUGAUCGACAACCAGUUUAAAUAGUGUGUGUGUGUGUGUGUGUGUGUGUGGGUGUGUGUGGGUGUGUGUGUGUGAGGGUGUGUGUGUGUGUGAGGGUGUGUGUGGGUGUGAGGGUGUGUGUGUGGGUGUGAUGAUUUUUUUUUAAAGAAAUAAAUAUUUUCUUCUUCAUUUGUACUUGUGCACUCACUCUAAAAAACCUCACAAAAAAGCUGAAAUAUUUACUCCAGUUGCCACAUAAUAAUCGAGUUCUAGCUGCUGAAUCAGUUUUGAUAAAAUGCAGUAAAAGAAGAGAAUAAAUGUGCAGUAACAGA